Molossus molossus (Pallas's mastiff bat) is the source of this 4968-nucleotide messenger RNA. RefSeq names its product transportin 2 (gene TNPO2). NCBI's taxonomy places the organism in Eukaryota, Metazoa, Chordata, Mammalia, Chiroptera, Molossidae. Gene Ontology annotation, cellular component: nucleus; cytoplasm. The record is from RefSeq and is a predicted model, not a curated record. Gene Ontology annotation, biological process: protein import into nucleus. The coding region runs from base 205 to 2898 and encodes 897 amino acids. Gene Ontology annotation, molecular function: nuclear import signal receptor activity; small GTPase binding. The transcript is spliced from 25 exons.
ACGGAAGCCGCCGCGGCUCAUGUAGGACCGCGUUUUUUAGUGUGUGUGUGUGUGUGUGUGUUUGUGUGUGUGUAUGUAUGUAUGUAUGUAUGUGUGUGUGUGUUUUAAUUCCCCCUCUUUGGCUCCCUCCUUCCGCGCGAGUCUCACGAGAAGCCGCAGCACAAGGCGCCGCCGCUGCUGCCUCGGGCCGGCUCGCCUUGCACCAUGGACUGGCAGCCAGAUGAGCAGGGCCUGCAGCAGGUCCUACAGCUGCUCAAAGACUCACAGUCACCCAAUACAGCCACUCAGCGUAUUGUGCAGGAUAAACUUAAACAACUGAACCAGUUUCCCGACUUCAACAACUACCUGAUCUUUGUCCUGACCAGACUCAAGUCAGAAGAUGAGCCAACUCGCUCUCUCAGUGGCCUCAUCCUCAAGAAUAAUGUGAAGGCGCAUUAUCAGAGCUUUCCACCACCUGUGGCUGAUUUCAUCAAACAGGAGUGUCUCAACAACAUCGGGGAUGCCUCCUCGCUCAUCCGGGCUACAAUAGGCAUUCUCAUCACCACCAUCGCUUCCAAGGGUGAGCUGCAGAUGUGGCCUGAGCUGCUGCCCCAGCUGUGUAACCUGCUCAACUCGGAGGAUUACAACACGUGUGAGGGAGCCUUUGGAGCCCUGCAAAAGAUCUGUGAAGACUCAUCUGAGCUCCUGGAUAGUGAUGCCCUCAACAGGCCCCUCAACAUCAUGAUCCCCAAGUUCCUGCAGUUCUUCAAGCACUGCAGUCCCAAGAUCCGGUCCCACGCCAUUGCCUGUGUGAAUCAGUUCAUCAUGGACCGGGCCCAGGCGCUGAUGGACAAUAUCGAUACUUUCAUUGAGCACCUGUUUGCCCUGGCUGUGGACGAUGACCCUGAGGUGCGAAAGAAUGUGUGCCGAGCUCUGGUGAUGCUGUUGGAAGUGCGGAUCGACAGGCUCAUCCCCCACAUGCAUAGCAUUAUCCAGUACAUGCUGCAGAGGACCCAGGACCAUGAUGAGAAUGUGGCCCUUGAGGCCUGUGAGUUCUGGCUGACGCUGGCCGAGCAGCCCAUCUGCAAGGACGUCCUGGCCUCCCACCUGGUCCAGUUGAUCCCCAUCCUGGUGAAUGGGAUGAAGUACUCGGAAAUCGACAUUAUCCUGCUCAAGGGGGAUGUGGAAGAAGACGAGGCAGUCCCUGACAGCGAGCAGGACAUUAAGCCACGCUUCCACAAGUCGCGCACAGUGACACUGCCCCAUGAGGCGGAGAGGCCCGACGGCUCUGAGGAUGCUGAGGAUGAUGACGAUGAUGAUGCUUUAUCCGACUGGAAUCUAAGGAAGUGCUCGGCGGCUGCACUGGACGUCUUGGCCAAUGUCUUCCGGGAGGAACUGCUGCCCCACCUUCUUCCCCUGCUCAAGGGCCUCCUUUUUCACCCUGAGUGGGUGGUUAAGGAGUCAGGCAUCCUGGUGCUGGGCGCCAUUGCUGAGGGCUGUAUGCAGGGCAUGGUGCCCUACCUUCCUGAGCUGAUCCCGCACCUCAUCCAGUGUCUGUCAGACAAGAAGGCCCUGGUUCGCUCCAUUGCCUGUUGGACACUGAGCCGCUACGCCCACUGGGUGGUCAGCCAGCCGCCUGACAUGCACCUCAAGCCUCUGAUGACAGAACUGCUCAAGCGCAUCCUAGAUGGCAACAAGAGGGUACAGGAGGCAGCCUGCAGUGCCUUCGCCACCCUGGAGGAGGAGGCCUGCACGGAGCUGGUGCCCUACCUCAGCUAUAUCCUGGACACUCUUGUCUUUGCCUUUGGCAAGUACCAGCAUAAGAACCUGCUCAUCCUCUAUGAUGCCAUUGGCACCCUAGCUGACUCUGUGGGCCACCACCUCAACCAACCGGAAUAUAUCCAGAAGCUGAUGCCUCCGCUCAUCCAGAAGUGGAACGAGCUCAAGGAUGAAGAUAAGGACCUUUUCCCUCUGCUAGAGUGUCUGUCAUCUGUGGCCACUGCCCUGCAGAGUGGCUUCCUGCCCUACUGUGAGCCUGUCUACCAGCGCUGUGUCACCCUAGUGCAGAAGACACUGGCCCAGGCCAUGAUGUAUACCCAGCAUCCUGAGCAGUACGAGGCCCCUGACAAGGACUUCAUGAUCGUGGCGCUAGACCUGCUCAGUGGCCUGGCUGAGGGCUUGGGUGGCCACGUGGAGCAGCUGGUGGCCCGCAGCAACAUCAUGACACUGCUCUUCCAGUGCAUGCAGGACUCGAUGCCUGAGGUCCGGCAGAGUUCCUUCGCCCUCCUGGGAGACCUCACCAAAGCUUGCUUCAUCCACGUCAAGCCCUGUAUUGCUGAAUUCAUGCCUAUCCUGGGCACCAACCUAAACCCAGAGUUCAUCUCUGUCUGCAACAAUGCCACCUGGGCUAUUGGUGAGAUCUGCAUGCAGAUGGGGGCAGAGAUGCAACCCUACGUGCAGAUGGUCCUCAACAACUUGGUGGAGAUAAUUAACCGGCCCAACACACCCAAGACACUGCUGGAAAAUACAGGUCGCCUGACGAGUCCCUCUGCCAUUCCAGCCAUCACCAUCGGCCGCCUGGGCUACGUGUGCCCGCAGGAGGUAGCACCCAUGCUGCAGCAGUUCAUCCGGCCUUGGUGCACGUCCCUCAGGAACAUCAGGGACAAUGAGGAGAAGGACUCAGCCUUCCGAGGCAUCUGCAUGAUGAUAGGCGUCAACCCCGGGGGCGUUGUGCAGGACUUUAUUUUCUUCUGCGAUGCUGUAGCCUCCUGGGUGAGCCCGAAGGAUGACCUUCGGGACAUGUUUUAUAAGAUUCUCCAUGGUUUCAAAGACCAAGUUGGGGAGGAAAACUGGCAGCAGUUCUCAGAGCAGUUCCCACCGCUGCUCAAGGAGAGGUUGGCUGCCUUCUACGGGGUCUAGAGGAGCAUUGAGACUGCCAGGUUUCUGUCUGUGUCAUCAUCGGAAGGGUGGCUGGGAAGCACUCUGCGUCCAGAAGUCGCCGUGUCCUGGUCAAGGGGGGUUAGGGAGGAGUGAGUGGGACCCAAAUCCAGAUGCCUUCCCUGCCCAUCUACCUGCCAUGCCUGGUCCAUGUGGCUGGCCAUAGGUGGGCAGGUGGGUGGGGCCUCCACACUCAUCCUACAAACGGGAGGGGGGUGGGACUUCUUGGCAGCAAGGGCCUCUUUCUCUAAGUGAGGUCAUCUCAGGCAGCCCAUUUGGGCCAGCCAUGUGGGAGGAAAGAGUCAACAAGGCCGAUUGAAUCCAGCUUAGAAUGAGGCAGGGGGAAAGUAGGCGGGAAGGGGUGUCCCUAUAGAGAUGCGUACAUUCACAUGACACACGUGGCCACACGCAUGUGGGCGCUGCAGCCAGCUAGGCUGGGCCAGCGGCCCCACCAUUUCCCUGACUGCAUGGAGACAGUAGAAUUAGUGAACCCCUAAGUUAACCCACAAGGCCUUCCGUGUAACCUGCAUCUAGAGUUUAAGAGGCUUCUGUCAUUUUACCAGAAUUGAUGAUGAUUGGGGAGGGCUGGGUGGGUUGGGGUCCUUGCCCGGAGCCCAGGGCAGGGUAAGAGGGUGGCCACCUUGGGGCUGCCCCGUCAGCACACACGCUUUGGACCUGCUCAGCACACUUCCUGCCAGCUCUAUGGCAGCCUCAGCCACCAUGUCCCCUUUCUUGUCCUAUCCCAGCCAGAAGCGUGGGCGUCACGAGUUGCUGGGGCUGACCAGAGGUCUCCCUUACUCCUUCCCUUGUGCUCCAGUGAUUUUGAAGACAUUGGGCUGGGGCCUUUUUCUGGAAGAGAGCUGUGGGUAACCAGAGCUGCCUACACUUACCCCAUGCCUCUCCAUAAGCACGUCCAUUUCAAGGGCAAUCUGUUUCUCUGUGCUUCUGACAGUCCUCCUUACGUUCCAGGCCCGAGUUUUUAAAACUCAGGGGCAGGGGCACUUAAUUGAUUUUGAUGGAAGGAAGGCUUAUGGCUUGCCAGCAAGAAGGAAAGCAGGGGCUUGGAGGAGGGAUGAUGCCCUCCCACCUCUGCCCACACUUUGAGGCCCUGAGGCUUGCUGUUCAUCACUGCUUUCAUUGGCCCCAAGACUCCACCAGAUUGGGGCAGUGAUUCUAGGGCUUCUUCUGGGAUUGGUCAGGGAUAUGGUCAGUGGGAGAGGCUCCUCUAGAACUAGGAAUGUGGUUCUGAGUUGGCCUAGAAAUGAAGCUAGGCCUUGCAGCUCCCUUAAUGUUUUCUUUUUUCUUCUCCACUGCUUUUUACUUGUUUGGGGUCCCCUUUUGGGUUUUCUUGAGGGGGGGGGGUUGACUGGAUUCCUGCUUUCUGGAGCCUGCUCCAUCCAUCCCACGAGGUUCUUGGACCCCACCCCCAUCAUAAUCCUGUGUCUUCUCAGACAGGGUCAGGCCUUGCCUCUAUUCCAAGGGGCACUUGGUGCACAUUCCAUAAACUCAGCUGGUUUCCCCUCAACCCCUUGAAACUCCAGCAGGUCUCUGGAAGCCAUUUGUAAAAAAGAAAAAAGAAAAAAAAAUUUUUAAAUACCAUUUAAUUUUCUGGUAAUUACAGUUCUUUGAAGCAUCCUCUGUUGGGUCUUGGGGUGUGUAGAUUGGAUUGGCUGUCUGAUGGGUUUGGAAACUCCUCCACCCAGAAUGGGGAUCUCCAAGUACCUUCAGGGAAGUGGGAGCCUGGUUCAUUGUCUUAUUAUUUUUUUAAGAAAACUAUUUAAUUUUUAAUUUAUUUUCGGUUGGUUUUUGCACAACGAAGUUGUAGCUUCUCAACUUUUUCCCCUGCCCAGGGCUGUGGACCCUGACUGGCCUCGAUCCGCAGUCCCACUUGUUCCCAUAUCCCUCCUUCCCCUUCACCCUCUUCCUCCUGCGGGCUCCAGGGUCUGUCCAUUUGUUACCGUGCUGUGCUGGGGAUUGGCACCGAGGUGGUGUGAGAUUCCACUUGUGUAGAACUUUGUUGAGUAAAGAUCAGUUUCUUGUGAAACUCUUGGU